AUGUCGAACUCACAAACUCCCUCCUCUCCCUUCUUGCACACCGCCACCUCUCUGCAACAACUCAUCCUCCAUCAAGAUGUCCUCUCUCGAAUACUCUCCUUUGGGCUCUCUACUCUCGACAUUUAUUCACUCAAAUUUACAUGUGGGGAUUUAUUUCAAUUAUUGGGAGGUGAUCCUUCUCUUCUCCAUGCAGAUUCAUUGAGAGAAAUAUUGAAAAAUCUUCAUUUGCCUCGAAUAGUGAUGCAAAUCGCAAUGUACGGAAAUGAUGAACAAAUGGAAUUGGCAGUUUCUGAAAUUCAACGAUUAUUUCAACAAAAGAGUCGAAUUAUUUCAAACACACAAAUUGAAAUUGAAGUGGAAUGGCCCACGCAUACACUGGAAGAGUAUGAAAAAGAUCCACAACAUUCUUUGAAAAGUGACAGAAAUUAUCUGGAAAGAGUAAGAUUUUUGAAAUUAUUGAAAUAUUUCGACACAAGUGUAGUCCAAACAAUAUCAAAUGUACAAAAUCCUUCUUCACAACUGAAUUCUCCAUCCAACCCAAUCAAUCCCUCAAUUGAAGAAACAUAUUCAGAGAUGGAAAAAACCAUUUUACAGGAAUUUUUCGAUGUGAAAUUUCUCGAGAAGGAGGACGAUCAACACCAUAACAAUCGAAUUUCACCUCCUGCAAGUUAUUAUUUUGCACACUUCGAGUCACAACUCAGGAUUCAUUCCUCCAAAAUCAACAGACGUAUCGUUAAUAGUAGUAGUGAAAAGUAUGAAACAACAAUCACUCUCGAAAACCAUUUAUUGAAUUGGAGAAAUAGAAACUCGCUCAAUGACGAUCUUGUGAAAAAGAAAUCACUCAAUGCAUGUCAAAUAUUUGACAAAUUCAUUCUCCAUUUACAAUUUAUACCUUUUUUAACUGACCGUAUUCCUCCCCUGCAUGAUCUCUAUAUUCAUCCAAAUGCUCAAUCUUCGAUCAAUCUUCCAAACUUAUUUGGUGAAAAUCAUGUCAACGAUUUCCAUGGAAAGAAAAAGUAUGAAUUCAAUUAUCGAUACAUGUAUGGAAGAGAUGUCUUCACCGUGACACGUUUAGUGAAGCAUGUCAUGUAUUACAUUUUUAAAGAGUAUCUUGUUUUGAAAAUGGAACGUGAUGCAGUGAUUGAUUUGAAACAAGUGUAUGAGAAAGAAGAGUUACAACAUAUCCAAACGUUAUUGAAAGCAUCGUCGAAUGAUGAAAAGAAUCCAUCGAUUGAUACAAAUAUCUCGAAUUCAUCCAAUUAUCUCCUUUGUCACUAUUUCACCAUUGAGAAUAAUGUCAUUAAGGCAUUUCGAAAAAGUGUUCUUAAUGGAAAUGUUUCUUCCUUACCCAUUCCUCCUAAAAAAGCACCAAUUGCUUCCAUUCUAUCGAACUCAAAGACACGCCAACCCAUUGAACAAUCCGAAAGGAUUUCCUUUUUUAAAAAUUGGUUGACUCUUCUCUCAUUGGAAAGCAUGACCGAUCGAAUGCGUGUAUUGGUGGCCAUUCAAUUUGUGAAAGUUGCCUUCGAGUCAGACAUGAAGAGUUUAUCUUCUCCAGAGGCGCUUCGAAACUUGGCCAAUGCUCUCAAAACAGACAUUUCAGACCCAAUUUCAUAUGGAAUCCAAACCAAAAGUAGAAAUAUUUCAAUUUGA
This is a messenger RNA of Naegleria fowleri, 1653 nucleotides long. RefSeq lists its product as uncharacterized. The record is from RefSeq and is a predicted model, not a curated record. Bases 1 to 1653 code for a protein of 550 amino acids. NCBI's taxonomy places the organism in Eukaryota, Heterolobosea, Eutetramitea, Acrasida, Naegleriidae. The transcript has a single exon.